Molecule: messenger RNA, 4419 nt
Organism: Trichosurus vulpecula (common brushtail)
Lineage: Eukaryota; Metazoa; Chordata; Mammalia; Diprotodontia; Phalangeridae
Gene: B3GALNT2
Product: beta-1,3-N-acetylgalactosaminyltransferase 2
Exons: 12
Coding region: 294-1802 (502 amino acids)
Cellular component (GO): membrane
Molecular function (GO): hexosyltransferase activity
Source: RefSeq, a predicted model, not a curated record
GCCGAGCCGAAGGGGUGGGGCCUCGCGUGGCUGUACCGCCGUUGCCGCCGCCUCCGCCGGGGGUCUGGGAAAUCUUUCCCGAGAGUCCAGGAGGAACCUAUCCACGCUCGCAGGGGUCAGGCGGGCGAGUGCACGCGCUCGCCCUGUCUUGCUAGGGGGUGGUCGCACGGGGGAAACCCCCUCCCCAUCUGCGCCUCCGUCUCUGGCAGUCUCCCCAGCCUUCCUCCGACCCCGGGACGCCGGGGAGCCCGGCGCGCGGCGGGGGCGCGAGGUGGAGCGGUCGGGGGCGGCCAAUGCGAAACUGGCUGGUGCUGCUGUGCCCGUGUCUGCUCGGGGCCGCGCUGCACCUCUGGCUGCGGCUGCGCUCCCCGCAGCCCGCCUGCGCCUCCUCCUCCGGGGCCGGCCCUGCAGAUCAGCUGACUUUAUUUCCUCAGUGGAAAUCAAGACAUUAUGAUGUGGUAGUUGGUGUGCUGUCAGCUCGAAAUAAUCAUGAACUACGAAGUGUAAUCAGGAACACCUGGUUGAAGCACUUGAAACAGCAUCCAGAGUUAAGUCAACGUGUGCUUGUGAAGUUCAUAAUAGGUGCUCGUGGUUGUAAUGUGCCUGUGGAAGAUCGAGAAGACCCUUAUUCCUGCAAACUGCUGAACAUCACUAAUCCCAUUUUAAAUCAGGAAAUCGAAGCAUUCAGUCUUCCUGAAGGAACCGCAGCAGGGUUCUCUGAGGAUCAAGUUGUCAGUGUGAGCUUCCGAGUUCUCUACCCAAUUGUCAUUACUAGUCUUGGAGUUUUCUAUGAUGCUGGUGAUGCGGGUUUCCAGAGGAAUAUUACUGUCAAGGUGUAUCAAGCAGAACAGGAGGAAGCUCUCCUUAGUGCUCGUUUCAGUCCCCCCAGCUGUGGAGUACAAGUCAACAGACUGUGGUACAAACCAGUGGAGCAGUUCAUUUUGCCAGAGAGCUUUGAAGGCACGAUUGUGUGGGAGAGCCAGGAUCUUCAAGGCCUCGUGUCUAGGAAUCUUCACAAAGUAACAGUGAACGAUGGAGGGGGAGUUAUCAGAAUCAUUACAGCUGGUGAGGGAGCAUUGCCUUAUGAAUUCAUGGAAGGUGUAGAGGGAGUAGCAGGAGGCUUUAUUUAUACAAUUCAAGAAGGUGAUACCCUUUUACAGAGUCUUCAGACUCGCCCAGGAAGGUUUGUUGAUCACAUCAGUAACCUCCAUAAGGAGGACGCCUUACUGAAGAAAGAAAGCAGCACCUUUGACGACGUUGUCUUUGUGGACAUUGUUGACACCUACCGCAAUGUUCCUGCAAAACUACUGAACUUCUACAGGUGGACUGUGGACACAACUAGCUUUGAUUUGUUGCUGAAGACAGAUGAUGACUGUUACAUAGAUUUAGAAGCUGUGUUUAAUAGGAUUGCCCACAAAAACCUGGACAGACCAAAUUCUUGGUGGGGAAACUUCAGAUUGAAUUGGGCAGUUGACCGGACAGGAAAGUGGCAAGAAUUAGAGUACCCCAGUCCUGCUUAUCCUGCCUUUGCAUGUGGGUCAGGUUAUGUUAUCUCCAAAGAUAUUGUCCACUGGCUAGCAAGCAACUCGGAAAGACUAAAGACAUAUCAGGGUGAAGAUGUGAGCAUGGGCAUUUGGAUGGCAGCUAUAGGGCCUAAGAGAUACCAGGAUAGUCUUUGGUUGUGUGAGAAGACUUGUGAAACUGGGAUGCUCUCUUCCCCUCAGUAUUCUCCACAAGAACUCAGAGAACUGUGGAGGCUGAAGGAAGCAUGUGGGGAUCCUUGUAAGUGUGAGGCAAGAUGAUGAUCAUUUAAACCUGGCUCUGAAGACCUGGAGUGAAGAAAAUAUGAAGGUUAUGCUGCGGAACCAGAUUUCUUUCAAGGGGCAUUAUGUUGGUGCUGUCACCUAUGACUGAUGGAAUAUUUCUUGAUAUUUGCAUAGAAGUUCCCCUUUUAAAAAUUAGCAUAGGCUGAAAAAUUAACUUUUUAUGUCUAAGCAAUUUUAAAAAUACCAUAUUAUAAAGGAAAAAAAGUCCUUUUAUUUAAAAAAAAAAACUUAGUUACUUACAGUUUAAUAAUCUGUCUGUCACUUAGGGCUGUGACUUGGCUAAUUGCUGAAAUCAUUUGUAACUGGUAAAGCAGCAAUCCAAGUGGGAGUUCUAAGGGGAAACAGUCUGUUUGUCAUUAGGGAAUUUAGCUUGCCUGCUUCUGGGAAUGAAGUGCUGGCAAGUCAUUCCUUAUGGUUACUAAACAGUGAGUACAGAUCUAGCAGGUAGCUGGAGAGGGGAGUUUGCCCAGUUUGGGACCCUUGGUUUAUCAUAUUACUAGUUACCCAAGUUUAUAGCCUAUGUAUUUCAACAGGCAUACAGUAUUGGGUGCUAAUUUGGUCAGCUUCUGUUGAUAAGGGCUAUAAAGUGUCCCUAUUAAGGAAAAUCUUCCAAAUCAGUCAAAAGUACAGUACUCCUCAGGGUUUUGGUGAUAAUGGGGAAGUAAUUUUCUAAAGAAUAAGUUGGUGCCCUAAAAGAACUAACCUCACUUUUCUAUUUCCUGGGAGUAUUUAUAUCAUAAUGGCUUACCUCAGGCCUAAUAUUUACCUAAAAUUGAGGCAAUAUCUAAAGCUGAAUUUCAGUCAUAUUCAAACUUUCCAUGAAGAUGACACUCUCUCAACUUAUGCCUAGGCUCAAACCCAAAUAAAAAGCAUGACUUUUUUCAGUGCCCUAAAAAUGGUACAACAGAAGGGAUAUAGCAGCAUUAAUUUAAUUAGCAAAAUAGUGGAAUAUGUGCCUCCCCCAUUUUCAGUGGCCUUUUCCUUAGUUGUAAAUCAUAAUUACAUGGUAUCAGUAAGUAUUCACACUAAAGUCUAUUUAGACAGAAUUUUUUCAAACAACUUUAGUCAAAAUAGUCUUAACAUUUAGGUUUUCUAUGUAAAGUUGUUACUAUGAAGAAAUAAGUAUAAAGUACAAGAAUAAAUAUACAAACAAAAACCAGUAAAUAGCCACAAAGUAUUUAUUAGAGCUAUUAUACAAAUGCUAGAAACAAUCUUUUCUUCCACUAAAAUGUGGUUUGACAAAUCCUUUACAUCGUUGAUUUCUUGGCCUCAGUCACACUGAAUAGUCAUAAGUUAAUUUUACCAUCGUACUAAUAUACAGUCUCCAUUUUCAACAGAGUAAAACUGUAAUGGCUGUUGGUCAUUCUCUAGUUCAAUUUCUCUGCCUUCCAUCUAAAAUUGGAAAAAAGUUUUAAAAGGUGUGAGAUAAAUCUGCAAAGUGUAUUCUCUUCAUGACACUAAAGUCAGUUGCGUUCAAAAUCCUCAUGUCCUUUGGUCAAAUAUAUUGUAAUCUACAAUGAAGGACUAAACUUGAUUAUGGGUCUUGCUGAAUCUACUUACUUUAGGGCUUUCGUAGGACAAUUUGAGUUCUGAUCGUGGAACUUUGAGUAGACGAGACAGUAAGCCUUUCACCUUCUGAAUUGUCAUGGACUCUGUCAAGUAGAAGAAAAGAAAUUAUUUCUUUUAAAACUGACAGCUAAUUAUAAAACCAGCUGCACCUAUUUAUUAAAAAAAAACUGAGAUUAUUCCUAAAUUAACAGUAAUGUAAGCAUGUGUUUUUGCUUAACUUUUUGAGCACCAAGUUGGCUUGAUGUCUGUAUGUUCUUUAGUUGUAUUAGGUUCCCCAAAUAACUGAUUAAUGUUGAAAAGCUCAUCUGUUAUGUAGAUCAUCACGUUACUGCUCCAUAAUCUUCAGUACAGUUGGUGGGGUACACAGGACGCAUUGAGCCAAUGUUUUGACCUAAGUGACCUUUGAUGAUGAGUUUUCAUUCUGUCCAUUGAUUAUACUAUUUUAAACUGUUCCCCACCUGGUGUAAUUCUCAGCACAGAGGAAGGAAUGCCUGAAAUCAUCAACAUCCUUUGGUUUGUUUUUCAUGUCCAGCUGACGGAAGGAAAAGAACGUUUGCCAGCAAAUCAGAGGACCUGGGUUCUAGACCCAGCUCUUCUGGGCAUAUAGUUUCUCCUCUGGGCCUCAGUUUCCUCAUCUGUAAAAUGAGGGGGUUGGACUAGAUGAUCCCUAAGAUCUGUCCAGCUCUGAUUCUACUAUUCACUAACGUGCUAUAUCAAUGACACCAAGGGACCGCACAGCCCUGGAAUUUAACUUGAAUGAGUAAAUGAUUUGGCUUGUUAAGAAAACACAAUGAACUUACUUCCAAAGAUAGGUUAUGGUAAAUAAUGGGUAUCUUGAUUAUGAAAUGUUUAGUUUCUUUGAAGCUUUAGCUGGAGGCACAGCAAUAGAGUGUGUGGUUUUCCUGCAAUAUCACAAUGUACUUAAACUCAAAUAUUUUUCUAUCAAAAUCAUUUUUGUAAAAGCUGUCUGUGUUUUUAUGCAACUUGUGAUAAUAAAUGUGAUCUUUAUUUUAGAAUAAAAAAA